This is a messenger RNA of Columba livia (rock pigeon), 3855 nucleotides long. It is a transcript of the gene TMEM132A, whose product is annotated as transmembrane protein 132A. The record is from RefSeq and is a predicted model, not a curated record. Bases 86 to 3439 code for a protein of 1117 amino acids. Gene Ontology annotation, cellular component: endoplasmic reticulum. Lineage: Eukaryota; Metazoa; Chordata; Aves; Columbiformes; Columbidae. The transcript has 11 exons.
CGGCCCCAUUGUCUGGGCGCGGAGGCGGAGGGACGGGAGCGGCGGCUGCCGCUGGCACGGAGGCUCUGCGGAGCCAGCCCCGGCCAUGGCCCCCGCACCGGCCCCGGUACCGGCUCCGGUACCGGCCCCGGGGACGCGGCUGGCGCUGCUGGCCGCCGCCCUGCUCUGCGCAUCAGCGAGGGGCGAUGGGGACCCCUCUGACCCCGUGUACCUACCGGCGGAUCUGGAGGUGCUGGGGGUGCCUGAGUAUUACCGGCUGCAGCGGGCGGACCAGGACGUGCCCCCCAACGCGUCCCUGCACGCCCACACUGCGACCUUCCUGCUGCUGCGGCACGGCCCCCCCGCGCACCCCCUCGUGCGGGCCACCUACCCCCCCUUCAGCACCCGCCAGGAGUUGCCCACGGAGCACCCCCCGGGGAGGGACGGCCCCUCGGCAGCGUGGGCCAUCCGCGCCGUGUCCCUCGAGAGCGCCGUGUCCCCCAACGAGCCCGUCGCCCGCGUCCUUUUCCAUCUGCAGGGUCCCGACUGGCUGCUGGGGCAGCGGGACCACCCCCGGGACCACCUUGGGGUGCAGGAGCACCCUGGGGAGCAGCCUAGACAAGGGGAGCACCCAAGGAAGCGUGACCACCCUGGGCAGUGGGACCACCAUGGGGUGCGGGACCACCUUGGGCAACGGGAGCACCCCAGGGAGCACCCCAGGGAUCGGGACCACCCUGGGGUGCGGGACAACCCCGAGGAGCGGGACCUCCCCUGCGUCGCCCUCCAUGCGCACCACCGUGGCCGGGUGGCCCGUGGGACAUGUCGCCUGCAGGCACCCCUGGGCGUCUGCGUGGUGGAGCUGGAGAUCCCCCCGCGCUGGUUCUCCCCAUCCCCACGGGCAGCCGAUGCCCCCGGGGAGCCCCCCGAGCCCGUUGAGCUGCACUACAGUGUGGUGGGGCCGGGGGAGUGCGGCGGUGGGGGGGGCCGGGAGCGGAGCCGCCGCGGAGGGGACGCACCCCAGUACCUGGGGGCUCUGGAGCUGCGGGCAACCGAGCCGGCAAGGCGACAGGAGGUUCGGCUGGAUGACAAGGUGCUGCUGCGGGUCCCCGAUGCCACCUUGCGCCCAGGACAACGCUUCACCGCCACCCUCGCCCUGCAGAACAACUUCACCGCCGACCAGCUGACGCUGCGGAUCAAGGCGAAGAAGGGGCUGCAGGUGGUGGCCGCCCGCCCCGGUGUGCCCAGCGCCUGGAGUGCCCAGCUGGAGCGCACGCGGGGUCCCAAGCACUCCACGGCUGUGGUGACGUGUCGGCGCAGCGGGGACAACCGCGGUGGAUGGAGGGUGGCCGACUCGGCCACGUUCCUGCACCUGGAGCUGGCGGUGGAGAACGGGACGGGGGGGCUGGCGCCGGGGGGGCUGGCGCGGCCCCUCACCUGGCAGGUGGAGUACCCGGGCCAGGACCCCGAGGCCCAGAAGGACAAACUGGUUUGGGAGAUCCAGGUGUCGGAGCGGGACGUCCGCGCCCUCGUCCCCCUCGUACAGGAGCUGGAGAUCCUGAAUACCGCCCUGCUGACCGGGGUCCCCCGUUCCGUACCGGUCAAACUGGUGAUGGUAGAGGCGGGGGGCGGUGUGACUGAGCUCCCCGAGCCGCCGGGCUGCGAGUCGGCCGACAAACAGGUGCUGCAGGUUUCGGAUGCCUGCGACGCCGUGUUCGUGGGGGGCAAGGAGAGCCGUGGGGCGCGGGGGGCGCGGGUGGAUUUUUGGUCACGGCGCCUGCACGCUUCGCUGCGCUUCACCGUCUGGGCGCCGCUGCUGCCGCUGCGUGUCCAGCUGGGUGACACCGCGCUGGAGCAGGUGCGGGGCUGGCGGCUGCCCGGUGGCCCCGACAGUGUCCCGGCGGAGGCGGAUGAGCCCGGGGAGGACGGUGAUCGGCGGGCGCGGAGCUGCCGCCCUCAGUACCAGCGCACGGCGCUGAGGGUCCUGGCGCACUUUGUCGCCCACCCCCUGGACGGUGGCCGUCACCUCGCCUACCUGCCCGGUCCCCAGUGGCUCCUGGAUGUCACCCACCUGGUGGCCAGCCGGACCCGGGUGCAGGACCCCCGGGUGGCCACACUGGAGGGGGACACUGUGAUUGGCCGGGAGCCAGGGGUUACCUCGGUGGAGGUCCGCUCCCCACUCUCUGACUCCAUCCUGGGGGAGCAGAUGCUGGUGGUGUCGGAGGAGAAGGUGACAGUGACAGCGCUGCAUCCCCAGCUGGUGGCCGGGCUGUCCCUGACGCUGCGCCCAGAGCCAGGUCACCCUGGUGUUGUCACCGCUACCACCUUGGGGACAACCAUCCUGCGUGCCCCCAAGCAGGAGGCGACACUGUCCGUCUGGCUGUCCUUCUCUGACCGCACGCUGGCGCCGCUGGAGCUGUAUGGGCAGGACGCAGCCUUGAUCUUGACCUCGCUUGACCCUGCUGUGGUCACCGUGUCACCCGCUGUCCCCGCCGCCCGCCCGCGGGUGGUGGCAGAGGGCGCGGGGCGGGGGGCUCUGCUGCAGCUCAGCCUGCACCCCCCGGACGCUUGUCGCCGCGGCCGGCACCGCGUGGGCGCGUUGGCCACAGCCACCACCUGGCUCGAGGUGGGGGACAACCGGCGUGUCCCCACGCCCCGCGGCGGCCGCCCCCCCCGGCCCAGCCCACCCUUCCCACGCGCCGAGGGGGCCAUGUCGGGGGAGGCGGUGACGGUGGCCACCGAGCCGCGGCGGAGGGUCCCCGCUGGUGUGGGACCUUCCUCCACCAAGCUCCAAGGGUUGGGGUCCUCCUCCGAGGAAGAGGAGGAGGGAGAGGAAGGUUACGGCCACGGCCACGCCACCGGGGACGAAGAGGAGGAGGAGGAUGAGAUGGUGAAGGCUCCGCAGCGGGUGACUGACCUGGAGAUCGGCAUGUACGUCCUGCUGGGGGUCUUCUGCCUCGCCAUCUUCAUCUUCCUCAUCAACUGCAUCUUCUUCGUCCUGCGCUACCAGCAGAAGGAGCUGCCGGACGCCGGGGCCACCUCCCCGGCCCCCCAGCCCCACAACUGGGUUUGGCUGGGCACUGACCAGGAGGAGCUGAGCCGGCAACUGGACCGGCGGCAGCCCGAGCCCCCGGCCGCCCCCGCCGCGGCCACCGACACCGGGCGCUGCUGCUGCGACGCCCCCAACGCCAACACCGCGCCGGGUGACCAAGUGGGUGUCCCCCCCGCUGGCACCGCCACGCCACACAAAGACACCCCGGGGGGCGGCGGGAGGAGGAAGCGGGUGGAAUUUGUCACCUUCGCCCCACCCCGCGUCCCUGAGGAGCCCCCCCAGCCUGUCCCCAACGUCCAGUCCAUCCUGGUGGCUGGUGACGAUGACAUUCGCUGGGUGUGCGAGGACAUGGGGCUGCGGGACCCCGAGGAGCUCCGCAGCUACAUGGAGAGGAUUCGGGGCAGCUCCUGACCCCCAGGGGGGGCAGCCCCCAGCCCUCCCAAACCAGUAAGGGACCCACCUCCUCCUCAUGUCACCUCGGGAGGGGACAUGUCCCCCAUUCCCCAGGACCGCUGCACAUCCCUCUUGGUGGCCUGAGCCACCUGAGGGACCAGCCCCACAUGGUGGGGGGGUCUCCACCCAGCUCGGGGUCCACACCAGCCCCCCCCAAACCUCGGUGACAUCGGUGUCCCUACUGCUCGGGGUCUCAUUGCGACAUUGUGUUCAUAGUGAUGAUGAUGAUGGUGACGAGUCCUGUGGUCUGAUCCCGGGGAGGGGCCUGUGCCCCCCCCACAUCACCGUUUUGUACGACUGACAUUUUCUACGUCCCGCCGCGGGGGGGGCGGCCGCCGGGGGCUGCUAUUUAUGGCAGGUUUUUAAAAUUCUGA